AUGAUAUCUCCGGAAUUCGAAAGCGGUGGCUGCAGAUGGUGUGUAGUGCUCCAUCCCAAUGUGGACAAUUGCAUCAGUAUGUCUUUGCUUGUUAGUGGUUGUGAAGAUUUGCCUCCUGGAUGGAAGAUAAACGCAAAGUUUUUGCUUUCUAUAAAAUGUGGAUACGAACGUAGCACUUUAGAUAGUGUGGCAAGGUAUUUUGAUUCGGAGGGUCCUUCGUGGGGUUUGUCAAACUGGUUUCACCGUAGCCAACUUGAUGGAUUCCUUGAUCCUCGCGGCGAUCUCAAGGUUGACGCUCGCGUAGAGGUUCUCCACAAAUCUGAUCCAAUGUUCACGUUUGUGAUAAAGGAGUCAAGUCUGUGCUAG
Messenger RNA from Microthlaspi erraticum, 366 nucleotides. NCBI's taxonomy places the organism in Eukaryota, Viridiplantae, Streptophyta, Magnoliopsida, Brassicales, Brassicaceae. The record is from the annotation of a GenBank genome assembly.